This is a messenger RNA of Micropterus salmoides (largemouth bass), 1869 nucleotides long. It is a transcript of the gene pole3, whose product is annotated as polymerase (DNA directed), epsilon 3 (p17 subunit). Gene Ontology annotation, cellular component: epsilon DNA polymerase complex; CHRAC. Gene Ontology annotation, biological process: DNA damage response; leading strand elongation; heterochromatin formation. The transcript has 4 exons. The record is from RefSeq and is a predicted model, not a curated record. Bases 397 to 846 code for a protein of 149 amino acids. Lineage: Eukaryota; Metazoa; Chordata; Actinopteri; Centrarchiformes; Centrarchidae. Gene Ontology annotation, molecular function: protein heterodimerization activity; chromatin DNA binding.
CGUGACGUAGGAGGUCUCGCGCUUGGACGGUUCGCGGGAAACGGUCCCAAAACAAAUCGGGUUCUGCGUUCAGCACGCGAGCGGCUUCGGGCGGAACUUUGAACUCAUCGAUCAAUCAGCUCGGUCACAGCUGAUUAACGGCAGCGUGUCCUUCAAACGCGGGACUGUAACACGCACGUUAACGACUCUUCGGCGGCGAAGGAUCAACUCUGAACGCAACGAGCUAGUGACGUUAGCUAGCUGCUUGCUUUAGGGAGCUCGGGCUAACGCGGUCGGCGGGCGCUAAGCGUGUUAGCACCGGUCGGCGGUCUCCGGCUUUACCCGGGAGCUAACGGCUGUCCGGACAGUCAGCGGCGGGCACACGGCGAGCAGGGUUUGCGGUGAACGGUGCGUGAAAUGGCAGAGAGGCCAGAAGAUCUGAACCUUCCCAACGCGGUGAUCACCCGCAUCAUCAAGGAGGCGCUCCCAGACGGGGUGAACGUGUCGAAAGAAGCGAGGAGAGCCAUAUCCCAAGCUGCCAGUGUGUUUGUGUUGUACGCAACGUCCUGUGCAAACAACUUCGCCAUGAAAGCUAAGCGGAAAACUCUGAAUGCAGGAGACGUCUUGGCUGCGAUGGAGGAAAUGGAGUUUGAGCGAUUCCUCGAGCCUCUCAGAGAAGCUUUGGACGUGUAUAAGAAGGGCCAGAAAGGAAAGAAGGAGGUGUCUGAGCAGAAGCGCAAAGAUAAAGAGAAGAAGGCCGACUCUGAGAACGAUAAGAGCCGGGAGGAAGAGGAGGAGGAAGAGGAGCGCAUGGAGGAGGAGCCUGAAGCUGAGAACGAAGCAGAGGAGGAGGAGGUGGAGAACUGAUGAGAUUCUGAUGAACGAUGAAAUGCACUCCCAUCACCUCCUGAGUUUAUCACUGGCUGGACGUGAUGCGUUCAAGUGACGCGUGGUCUUUACAGAGUGAAUCAGUACAUGCAGGUUUACAGUGCAGCAGCAUCGUGACGAGCUCAUAAGAGGUGAGGUUACAUUUAUUUGUGGCGGUGCAGCUGCUGUCUUCCAACUUGACAACAAAGAAAGUACAAAGACAUCUCUACAUCACGCACUUCAUGAUUACUUUGUCUUGGUCCAUUUUGUAUUUUUAAUAAUUUUUUGAUGUUUUGUUAUUUUCUGUAACAUGAUUUUUUUUUUUUUUUACAUAAAUACAGUAGUUAUUGUUCAGAAUCAGCUGAUUCUGGCUCACUGAACUAAAACACUCUGGUGAGUAACCUUUCCGGUUUACCACUGGAGGGAGUGAGAGUACAGGCAGUUGUCCAGUUAGGCUUGUCUGAAACGUUACUGCACCUCUUGUACCUUCAAAUUAAUUCAUAUAAACCCAUUUUUUUUUUUAUUUAACCAAAGAAUGUUAACUGUAAACACAAGAAAGCAGAACAAGAACUAGUAAAAACACAGUGCGUGAUUUAUCAAAUUUAGAUUUAAAUCAGGAACUUCUUGAUCAACAAAUAAAGAAAACCAUAAAUUUGAUUCUAGCUUUUGGAACAAAAAUCACUCACUAGUUGUUUUUUUGGUGUGUACCACAAUAUGGUGCGUUUUCCUCCCGAACUACUACACAAAAUACCAGAAACAAAUGCCACACUUGUAACCGCUAAAUGUGAGAAAUGCCUAGUUGGAAGCGUGAUCCUUUGAGAUCAGUUUCACGCCUAAAAGACACUGAUUGCUGUAAUGAACUGUUGUGUUGGACCACUUUACUUCAUACCUUGUAACAAUAGCUGCACUAGUGAAUGUAGCUCCUGUUCUUAAAUCUGCUGAGUUUUGAUCCAUUUAUACUUUUGUAGGUAUUGUAUACGACUGGCUGAGAGUUUGAAUAAAUAUUUUGUAUUAAAAAAAAAA